AUGUGCCAAUUUCUUUUUGAGUUCACAGCUCAUGAAGAGAUUAAAGUUCUAAGUUGUGGCCUUGGAGUUCAGGAUGAACAUAUGGCUGACCAAGCACUGACCUUUUAUAAAAUGGCGCUUCAUCAAAACUUCACUCGUGGACGUAAAUCAGAGCAAGUACAGGCUGCUUGUCUCUAUAUUGCAUUUCGGCACAACAACAAGCCGUACCUUCUUAUUGAUUUUUCAAAUUAUUUAAGAAUAGAUGUUUAUGCUCUAGGAUCAGUUUUCUUGCAGCUUUGUGAAGUGCUGAGUCUUGGAGAGCACCCAAUUGUUCAAAAGCCUAUUGAUCCUAGCCUUUUUAUUCAUAGAUAUACUAAAAAUUUGAUUAAGCGAGGGAGUAAGGCGGUCUCUGAUACUGCUCUGACCAUUGUUGCAAGUAUGAAACGAGACUGGAUGCAGACAGGAAGGAAACCUAGUGGUCUAUGUGGUGCGGCAUUAUACAUUUCUGCUUUUGCACAUGGAAUUAAAUGCUCUAAACCCGAUAUUCUUAGAAUCGUCCAUGUAUGUGAAGCAACAUUGACCAAACGAUUGGUUGAAUUUGAGAAUACGAAAUGUUCUAGCUUGACAGUUGAGGAGUUGGAUACAUUGGCAAAGGAGCAAGAAAACAAUCCAACAGUAAUGCCAGAAGGUGAAUUGAAAGGGGUUACUUCGAAAGAUCUACUAUGUGAGCGCAAGGACAGUGGGGCUUCCCAUUUUGCACUUGGAUUGUGUGAAGAAUGCUAUAAGGACUUAGAUAAGCUCUCUGGUGGACUUGGUGGUGGUUCGGAUCCUCCUGCAUUCCAGCGUGCUGAGAGGGAAAGAGAGAAAAGGGCACUUCUCAAAGAGAGUGUUGAUGAAGCAUGUGAUUUGGCGAAUGCAUCAAAUGAUCAGUUUAAGAGCCAUAGAGAAGAUUUGCCUGUGCCAGAAGGGGCUAAUGUUGCUCAUGAGUCCAUUAAAGAUGGUGAAUAUGAUGAUUCAUUUAGAGAAGAUGAAUCAGAAACUUUAUCUGAUAUUGAUGAUGAAGACGUUGAUUUAUACAUUCAUGAUGAGAAGGAGAGGAAGAUCAAGAAGAUACUGUGGGAAGCAGUAAAUCGGGAGUAUCUUGAGGAGCAGGCAGCCAAGGAAGCACUUGCAGCAGCUAAUAAGAAAGCUUUUGAGGCAAAUUUUGAAAACUGUUCAGAGGAUUUACUUGCACCAAGAGAGCUCGCUGCAUCUGCUUCUGAAGCUGUGGCAAAAUCCAGAAAGGAAAUGAAACAGAGACGAGCCAAUGAGGCAAAAAAUAUGGGGCCAGCUCGAUCUGCUGCAGAGGCCUUCGGCCAAAUGUCUAAUGAAAAAAGGCAAUUGCAGAGUCUGAAAUCUAAAGUCAAUUUUGAUCGCCUGGGUGAAUUAUUUAAUGAACUGGAAAAAACGGAUGAUCCCAAAAAAGAAAAGAAAGCACGAUUUGAUCCGCCCCUAGAUAAUCAUGACAACUUACAUUGAGCGAUUCUUCCAACCUAUACUUUAUUUUGUAAUACGUACUCUUUGUCAAUUUUUCUAUUGAUUCAAAUGAAUUGGAAAUCA
Vigna angularis (adzuki bean) is the source of this 1578-nucleotide messenger RNA. RefSeq lists its product as uncharacterized. Bases 1 to 1497 code for a protein of 498 amino acids. Gene Ontology annotation, cellular component: transcription preinitiation complex; transcription factor TFIIIB complex; nucleus. Gene Ontology annotation, biological process: DNA-templated transcription initiation; transcription by RNA polymerase III; transcription preinitiation complex assembly. Gene Ontology annotation, molecular function: RNA polymerase III type 3 promoter sequence-specific DNA binding; TBP-class protein binding; RNA polymerase III general transcription initiation factor activity. The record is from RefSeq and is a predicted model, not a curated record. NCBI's taxonomy places the organism in Eukaryota, Viridiplantae, Streptophyta, Magnoliopsida, Fabales, Fabaceae. The transcript has 15 exons.